Pelobates cultripes (western spadefoot toad) is the source of this 27151-nucleotide messenger RNA. The record is from the annotation of a GenBank genome assembly. Lineage: Eukaryota; Metazoa; Chordata; Amphibia; Anura; Pelobatidae.
GACGCUAAGCUUUCGUGACGUCAGAGUCGCGACUCCAGUGGCCGACAUCUUGGGUAACGAAAGCUACACGGUGAUUUCAGUGAGUGUCAUUUUAUCGGGUUAUUUCCCGUUUAAACCAUAGAAUCCUCUCUAAACACGGUGUCCGUCCCGGGAUCCCCGCUCUGCGGUGCUCGAUACGCGCCUUACAGUGGGGUUCAGACUGGGCAUGGGGGUUUAUCCGCUAUAUUGAGACAUAGUGACUCUCACUGUAUUGGGGAGGGGGGGGGAGUCAUUAUUUGUAACAUGGAUUGAUGGAGGAAUUAGUAUAAAGUGCUAUUAUGAGUAAUGGGUCAUCCUUUGGAACUUUGUUUUAUAAGGCAUCCAGUGGCGUUGAAGAGGUUAAAGUCUUAAGGAUUUUCUGUAGAAACUAGAACCUAAAUGUAUGCACCAGAAAGGGGGAGAAAAAAAGAAAAACCAUCAAUAGGCAACACUGGAGUUUAUUCAGUAAAUUAUGAAUUGUACCAAAUUAAAAAAAUAUAAAUAGCAAAAUCAUUGCCUAAUGAAUUGUCAGUUAAUGAUGCCUACCUAGAGACACAAUUUUUAUUGCUUAACCCCUUAACCCCUUAAGGACGGAGCCAAAUGUACACGUUGUGAACAAAACAAAAUGUAAACAAAACCUGGCAUUUGUGCUACAUGUCUGUCCAACCGUAAUACACCUCUUUCAUAGUAAAUGCACCCACCCUUAUUAUAUAUCAUUUUAUUCAGGGGAAACAGGGCUUUCAUUUAAUAUCAAAUAUUUAGCUAUGAAACAUAAUUUAAUAUGAAAAAAAUGGGAGAAAAUACGAUUUUAUUGGAUUUUUUAGUUCUACAUGACAAUUAAACGGUCAGUGUCAUAAUACUGUUUGCUUUUACUGCAAUAAAAUACACAUAUUUGUAUUCAGCAAAGUCUCACGUGUAAAACAGUACCCCCUAUGUACAGGUUUUAUGGCGUUUUGGGAAGUUACAGGGUCAAAUAUAGCACGCUACAUUUGAAAUUGAAAUUCGCCAGAUUGGUUACGUUGCCUUUGAGACUGUAUAAUAGCCUGGGAAUGAAAUUUACACCCAUAAUGGCAUACCAUUUGCAAUAGUAGACAACCCAAGGUAUUGCAAAUGGGGUAUGUCCAGUCUUUUUUAGUAGCCAUUUGGUCACAAACACUGGCCAAAGUUAGCGUUAGUAUUUGUGUGAAAAAUGCAAAAAAACGCCAAUUUUGGCCAGUGUUUGUGACUAAGUGGCUACUAAAAAAGACUGGACAUACCCCGUUUGCAAUACCUUGGGUUGUCUACUAUUGCAAAUGGUAUGCCAUCAUAGGGGUAAUUUUCAUUCUUGGGCUACCAUAGGGUCUCAAAGGCAACGUAACCAAUCUGGCGAAUUUUAAUGUGAAAAAAAUGAAACGCAAGCUUUAUAUUUGACGCUGUAACUUUUGAAAACACCAUAAAACCUGUACAUGAGGGGUACUGUUGUACUCGGGAGACUUCGCUGAACACAAAUAUUUGUGUUUCAAAACAGUAAAAAGUAUCAUAGCAAUAAUAUUGUCCGUUUAAUGCUGUUUGUGCGUGAAAAAUGCAAAAAACGUCACUUUUACUGGUGAUAUCAUCGUUGUAAUACAUUUUAAUGUUUUGAAACACUAAUAUUUGUGUUCAGCGAAGUCUCCUGAGUAGAACAGUACCCCCCAUAUACAGGUUUUAUGGUGUCUCGGAAAGUUAUAGGGUUAAAUAUAGUGCUAGCAAAUUAAAUUCCCUUUACUUUCGGCACGUGUUGUCAGGCAGGUCCCGCUAAUUGUAAUUAAGAUACCCAAUUAUGUAAAAAUAUAUAUGUAGAAUUAAUGUAUGUGUAUAUAUAUUUUUUUAACUAUUUUUAUUUAUAGAUAUAUAUAUAGUGAUAUAUCCGUAUAUAUUUAUGUAUAAAGAUAUAUAUAUAUUUAGUUCUACGUGUAUUUUGAUAUAAAUAUAUAAUAUCACAAUACAGUUAGAACGAAAUAACACAUCUAUAUAUUUAUUUUUAAUAAUUUUGUAAAAUUUAACGUAUUUACAUAUUUAUUUUUUAUAUUAUAUAUUAUAUAUAUUUAAUCAGUAUCAGUCUACAUGUAAUUUUAUAUUAAUAGUAAAAUACACCUAGACAGUGUAUGUGUAUAUAUAUAUAUAUAUAUAUAUAUAUAUAUAUAUAUAUAUAUAUAUAUAUAUAUAUAUAUGUAUUCUAAGUAUAUAUUAUUUUUUUUACACUAUUUAUUUAUUUUAAAUUUUAUUUUCAGCCAGCAGGGGGACCACCUGUCAUUACAGGCAGUCCCCCUGCUGGCAAUGCAGGAGGCAGCUACCCCCGGCCAUGUGAUUAUGGGGUCCUCGCAAGGACCCCACUCUCACAUGGCCGGGGGGCUUCGAGGAGGACGGUUGUGCCGCGGGGGGCUCCCCGGGUAAAUACCGAAAGACCGGGGGGCGUACUAUUACGCCCGGCGGCGUUUAGAGACGCUUAGAAUAGGGCGUAAUGGUACGCCCUCCGUUCUUAAGGGGUUAACCCCUUAAGGACAGAGCUUCAGAAGCUUGUCUUUCACUUAAUGACAACAGCAUUGUUUUUUUUCAUUUUUUGCGGUUUGCGUUCAACUGCAAUUUGCAUUUUACUAAUUUAUUGCACCGACACAUAUAUCGUUUUUUAAAGGACAGAAAGGGCUUUAAUUUGAUGUGAGACACAUAUACUUAUUUAUUAUAAAAAAAAAAUACAGAAAAAUGUAAAAAAAUAAAUUUAUUUAGUUGUUCUGAUUUAUAGAAUAUGUAAUGUGUCUGGGAUUUAAAUUGUUUUUUUUUUUUUUUGGUAGUUACAGGUCACAAAGCACAAGGAGUAAAAUAAACUUUUAAUGUGCAGCGAAUUUAGAAUUUGGUAUGUUUGUCUUGUAAACUUAAUAGCCAUAAAAGAAAACAAAAUUGCCACACAAAAGUAUAUAUUUAUAUAAAGUAGACAUCACAGGCUAUUUACCUAGGGUUGUUUUGACACCUUCUACGUAGCCAUUUCACCGCCAACCUCUGCUAAAUAUUGGAGUAAAAUUGUGUUUUUUGGGCGGGGUUUUGGCACACAAACUUAUAACAAAGAAAUUCUCAUGUAUUUUGUAAAGUUCGUGUGUGCUAUUCCUGUACAAAGUUUUUUGUGUUUUAGUUACGUCUGCUGAGUAAAUGACACCCCUAUUAUAUGUCUUUGGCACUAUUUCGUGAAGCUACAGUGCCAUAUAGGAGACCUGUCCUUUUCAGUACUCACAGUAGAAUUUUGAGAGACGGAUUUAAUGAGCCUUUGCUUCCAUUUGGGGUAUUAUACCAGUUUAACUGUUCAAAAAAACAAAAAAACACAAAGGCCUACCAUUUGUAAAAGUAGACACUCCAGGGUAUCUCAUAAGGUGCAUAUUGUGCCUUAACAUGCACCCAUUUUUAAACCAAUAUAUGCUAAAGUACGUGAUGAUAAAAUAAUUUUGUGCGUUUUUUACAUAUGGAUUGCAUUUUUGCUGGGCAUUUUGUAUAUUUCACAUGUGCCACUAAGUUCAAACCCCCCAAAUUAUGCUCGUCUAAGUCUUCUGAGUAAAAAGACACCCAAUGAAUGUCUUUGGCACUAUUUCGUGAAGCUACAGUGCUAUAUAGGAGACCAAGCCAUAUCAAUUUUUACCGAACUUUAAAUUUUGACGCUGGGCCUAUGUGCAAUUUCCAAGCAUCUUAGCAGGGUUUAAAUUCAAACUACCCCACAAAGGCCUACCAUUUCUUAAAGUAGACACCACAGGGUAUUUCAAAAGGGAUAUUUUGAAUCUUAGCGUGGGAUCAUUUUUCCGCUAGCUUGUACCAAGUUUAGUGGUAAUAAGUGUUUUUUUUUCUGCCGUUUUGACACACAAAGUGAGUUUGCACAGUAUAUUUUGCAAACCUUAUGUGUGCUACGACUGUAUAAUACUUCAUAUGUUGCUCAGCUGAGUACAGCAAUACCACUGUAUGUAUCUUUGCCAGGUAUAUGUGGACAUCGGAGGGGCACAUUUGGGAAACAGCCAUUCCAGGUUUUUUUUCAAACUUUACAUUUUUACACUGUGCCCAUGUCCCAUUAUAGAGUAUUUUUUUUACCAGGCUAUAUAAUCCAAAUACCCCAUAAAGCCAUGCCAUUUCUUAAAGAAGACAUCCCAGGGUAUAUCAAAAGGCAUAUUUUGAACCUUAGCGUGGGAUCAUUUUUCCGCUAGCUUGUACCAAGUGUAGUGGUAAUAAGUGUUUGUUCUGCCUUUUUGACACACAAAGUGAGUUUGCAGAGUAUAUUUAGCAAACCUUAUGUGUGCUACGACUGUAUAAUACUUCAUAUGUUGAUCAGCUAUGUCGUCUGAGUACAGCAAUACCCCCCCGUAUGUACCUUUUCCAGGUAUAUGUGGAUGUUGAAGGGGCGCAUUUGAGACGCAGCCAUUCAGUUUUUUUCUAACUUUGAAGUUUUACGCUGUGUCCAUGUUCCAAUUUGGAGUAGUUUAGACAGUUGGUUAUUGAAACUUCCACACAAACACAUACUAUUUAUUAAAGAAUACACCCUGGGGUAAUUCAAAAGGCAUAUUUUGAACCUUAGCGUGGGAUCAUUUUUCCUCUAGUUUGUUCCAGGUGUAGUGGUAAUGAGCGUUUUUAAAUGUUUUUUUUUUUUUACUUUUUUUUUUACUUUUAAAAACUAUUUUUUUAAACUUUUGUUUUGCUUAUUCAUUUUUUUUAAACUUUCCUAAAGCUUCUUAAAACUUUUUUUUUUUAUUAUAAUACAGAUUUAACAUUUUUCUAAGCUUUUCUUUUACCGUUAACCCCUAACUAGCGGUAAGCAGCACUAACAGUAAAUUCCCAAUUUUCCCAUAACUCCCACCUACCCCAGCUAGCAAAAUAUAUAAUUAUAAAAUAUUUAAAUUAAUUAAAUAAAUUGAACCCCUGAGGGUUAAAAAUAAAAAUAAAAAAUUAGAUCACAGUAUAAUACUGUGAUCUGUAUUUUGAUCACUGUAGGCAGUGAUCGACUGGCAGGGAAGGGGUUAAUUUCUAUUUGGAGUGGGUAAAGGUGUUUUGUUUUUUACUUAAACGUUAUUACAACUUUUUUUUAGCUUAAUUUUUUUCUUUUUAAAGUUUAUUUUAAAACUUUUUUUUACCGUUAACCCCUAGUUAGCCUAUCACCAAAUCCCCCAAUUCCCCACCAACUUCCACCCACCCCAGCUAGCUAAACAUAUAAUUUAAAAAUAUUUAAAUUAAUUAAAGAAAUUUAACCCCUGAGGGUUAAAAAAAAAACAACAGAAUUAACCCCCUUAGGGGUUAAAAAAUAAAUAAAAAAUCAGAUGACAGUAAAAUGUAAUCCCUGCCAAUUGAUCACUGUAGUCAGUGAUCAGCUGGCAGGGAAGGGGUUAAUUUUUAAUUAAAAUGGGUAAAUGGGGGUGGGAUUUUUAAAUAAACUUUUUAUUUAUUUAUUUUUUAACAGGGAGCAAGAUCAUCACUGAUCCGUCUCCCUGCACUUCACACAGAACCAGGAAGUGCAGGUAGGCAGAAGGUAAGUAUACUAAGCACAUGUGCUCGCUCUGACAUGCUGUCAGAGCGAGCCCAUGUGCUGGGCAGCACUAUCGGGUGCUCCCGGUCUGCCUCUAAUACAGAGGCAGACCGGAGCACCAUUAACCCCGCGAUAGCGGCGAUCCGGGGUUAAUUUUAACGGGUGACGGGUCGUUAUGGCAAUCCCCUGAGUGACGGGCCUUGUCCGUCACUCGUCGUUAAAGGGAGACUAUAGUCACACAGACCUCUUCAUCUCAAUCAAGUGGUCUGUGUGCAGUGCCCAUUUGCUUUUGACCGUGCAAUGUAAAAUAUUGCAUUUUUUUAAAUUUUAUUUAAUCACUUAAGGACUGGGCCAGUUGUACAAGUCGUGAAGAAAACAUAAACAAAACCUGGCAUCGGCGCUAUAUGUCUGUCCAACCGUAAUACACCAUUUUCAUAUUAAACUUAUUAUAUAUAAUUUUGUUCAGGAGAAACAGUAUUUUCAUGCCACAUCAAAUAUUUAUAUAUUAAACAUAGUUUAAUAUGAAUAAAAUAUAAAAUGUACACAAUGUGAAAAAUUAAGAUUUAUUUUUUAUUUCUUUAGUACUGUAUGGCAUUUUAACCCCUUAAGGACACAUGACAUGUGUGACAUGUCAUGAUUCCCUUUUAUUCGCUGGUGACCUCUCCUCCUCCUCCUGCGGACGUCAGCGCAGAAUGCACAUGUGCAGCAAGAGCUGUGCGCACAUUCAAAACGCCUAUAGGAAAGCAUUACUCAAUGCUUUCCUAUGGACCUCCAGCGUCUUCUCACUGUGAUUUUUCACAGUGAGAAUCGCGGUAGCCGCCUCUAGUGGCUGUCAGGGAGACAGCCACUAGAGGCUGGAUUAACCCUCAGUGUAAACAUAGCAGUUUCUCUAAAACUGCUAUGUUUUCAGCUGCAGGGUUAAAACUAGAGGGACCUGGCACCCAGACCACUUAAUUGAGCCGAAGUGGUCUGGGUGCCUAUAGUGGUCCUUUAACUGUGAAUGUCAUAAUACUGUUAGCUGCAAUAAAAAGCACAUAUUUGUAUUCAGUGAAAUCUCACAAGUAAAAUAGUACUCCCCAAGUACAGGUUUUAUAGUGUUUUGGAAAGUUACAGGGUCAAAUGUAGCACAUUAAAUUUUUUUAGUUUAUACACAUUGAAAUUUGCCAGACUGGUUAUGUUGCCUUUGAGACCGUGUGGUAGCCCAGGAAUGAAAAUUACCCCCGUUAUAGUAUACCAUUUGCAAAAGUAUAGACAACCCAAGGUAUUAUAAAUUAGGUAUGUCCAGUCUUUUUUAGUAGCCACUUAGUCACAAACACUGGCCAAAGUUAGCAUUCUAAUUUGUGUGUGUGUGAAAAAUGCAAAACCGAUUUGAACGAUAAUUUGGGGCAGUGUUUGUGACUUGGUGGCUACUAAUAAAGACUGGAUAUAUUUGCAGUAAUUUGGGUUUUCUACUUUUGCAAAUGUUAUGCCAUUGUGGUGGUAAUUCUCAUUCCUGGGCUACCAUACGGUCUCAAAGGCAACAUAACCAAUCUGGCGCAUUUUAAUGUGGAAAAAAUGGAAAUGCAAGUCUUACAUUACACUCUAUAACUUUUGAAAACGCCAAAAGACCUGUACAUGGUGGGUACUGUUAUACUUGAGAGAGUAUAAUAUUAGUGUUUUCAAAUAUUACAACUUAUCACAACAAUUAUAUCGUCAGUGAAAGUGCCGUUUGUGUGUGAAAAAUGCAAAAAAACUGCACUUUCACAGACAAUGUCAUUGUUGUGAUAUGUUUUACUGUUUUGAAACUCUAAUAUUUGUGUUCAGCAAAGUCUUCCGAGUAAAACCGUAUCCCACUAUGUACAGGUUUUAUGGUGUCUUGGAAAGUUACAGGGUAAAAUAUAGGGCUUGCAAACCAUAUUCUUUGGACUUUCUUCCUGCAUUGUCAGACAAGUCCCUCAAAUUGUAAUUAAUGAAAUGACUUAAUCAUGUAAAAAAAAAAAAAUAUAUAUAUAUAUAUAUAUAUAUAUAUGUAUAUGUAUAUGUAUAUGUAUAUGUAUAUGUGUAUAUGUAUGUAUGUGUGCCUGGUCGGCAGCUGUUCCCUCUCCCUCCAGCCGGCGCACUCUGUGUGGGAGGAAGUGCUGUCACUUCCUCCCAGCAUCCCAUAUACUGUGUUUAGCGAUACCGAUCAGGUGGCCCUAAAUGCUUGGGCCACCCGACAAGCAAAUCAUUGGGGAAACGCUGCUCUAGGAGAUUGUUUUCUUGCUUUAAAGUUUAAAAUGAAAGGAAGACACAUGCUCUGGGACUGUUUUAUUUUCAUUUGGUAGCUGCAGUAACCUGCAUUUGUCAACAGAGGCAUUUUCUUUACAAAGUAGGCAAUAUUGUUAUCCAUCUGGCUUUCCUUACUUUUUUGGUAAAAUAGUUCCCUUGUCCUGUCUCUCUCAGAAAGAAAAACCCCCAAAAAUCUAAUGCCCUCAAAUAUUUUACAAUGGAAGACACACACACACACACACACACCAUUGCUUUAUCACUCUUGUGAAAGUACAAGGUUGUUGAAAUAAUGUAUGGUUAUAUCGCCUAGUACUUCAUAAACAAAAUCAAUGAGUGUGUAUAUAUAUAUAUAUAUAUAUAUAUAUAUAUAUAUAUAUAUAUAUAUAUAUAUAUAUAUAUAUAUAUAUAUAUAUAUAUAUAUAUAUACACACACACAAGAAUAGUAUGUGUACAUUGUAUCUGGCUUGCUGGACAUAAAGCAAUGUGUGUUGCUAAGAGAAACCAUAAAAAGUAGACUGAUAUCUAAAUAAAAAUGUUGUCUUCAUUUACCUCUCACAGGAUUCUAGAAUUUAGAAAUAUCAUGUUCUUUAAAUUGUUCUUGGUGAAAAUAAGAGUUUGUAAUUGUGGUUUUAAGUAUAAACUGGAACACUUACACCAGAAGUAAACUUUUUUUUUUUUUAUAUUUUUAUUUUAUAGUGUUUUAUAAAUAACUGCUGCAUAUCUGUUCAGUGGCCAACUUUCUUUCAUUGCCCUAGUUAGUAUGUACAUGGUACAGUGACAAGUUAAAUCUGAAUCUUAUCCAGUUACAAAUGUACAGAUAUUUCUUACCAGUUUUUAAAGUGCUCUGCCAUCAGUUGUUUGUAUAUGCAAACGCACUUUUAAUGCGCACACACACUAUUUUGUUGUGCAAUAGAUACACCUGUUUGAUAACAAAUGCUAUUGCUCAGGUACCCAAUAGAAUGUAAAAUUGUUAAGGGAUUUUUGACUGUGCUAGUGUUUGUGGUGCCAUAUGCUGAAUUACUGAAUUAAAUGACCACUAUAGGCACCCAGACCACUUCAGCUUAAUGAAGUGGUCUGGGUGCCUGGUCCAGCUAUGGUUAACCCCUUUUUUUUUAUUUAUUUAUUUUUAUUAUAAACAUAGCAGUUUCAGAGAAACUGCUAUGUAUAUAAUAUGGUUAAUCCAGCCUCUAGUGGCUGUCACAUUGACAGCCGCUAGAGGUGCUUGGAGGAGGAGAGCUCCCCGCCCGGUGCUGGAGAAAAGUAAGAUUUUAACCCCUUCCUCUCCCCAGAGCCCGGCGGGAGGGGGACCCUGAGGGUGGGGGCACCCUCAGGGCACUAUAGUGCCAGGAAAACGAGUAUGUUUUCGUGGCACUAUAGUGAUCCUUUAAGCAUUUUAAGAAUGUCUAUCAACCUGUAUAAAAGUCUGCAACUGUAGUAGUGUUUUUCUAGCGAGUGCAUAUUCCGCAUGCUAGAGGAAUGGAGGGACAGGCAUUAUUGAUUAGAAUUGCCAUAUUUGGGAAAUGUUUUCCAAGCAGGACCACUUGUUCCUUAGAGGGUUAUGGGGAGUGAGAGAAGAAUGUGGAUUUUCUAUUGGUGUAAUACACAGAUCUAGUCAUAGUGGCGAUGGUAUGUUGGACCUCCUACAGCAAGAAAAUGUCACUUUUAUUUAUGAUAUAUUUGUUGUUUUAGGAGUUGGAAGGUGAACCUUUGAGAGGUUCUCAUAAAAAAAAUAAAUAUAUAUUUUCCUUUGCUAAUGCCUUCCAUACCAAAGCCAUAGAAAUGUUAUAUAGACUAAAUUGGUGACUAAAAUAUACUUACUACAUUGGUUUAGAUUCUAAAAUCAGCAUUUCAUUAACUCUUUGCAGGUAUGGGCUCCUCUAAGAAGCAUAAGGAGAAGGAUCGUGAUCGCGAUGUUGCUGCAGCAGCAAGCGGAGGAGAUGAGCGACACAGAGAACACAAAAAACAUAAGCACAAAGAACGAGAGCGUGAGCGGCGCAAGAGGUCUCGAGAGAGGGGGAGAGAAAAACCACGUGAUAAAGAAGGACGGCCCAGGUCCAGCAAGGAUGGAGAGUCUCGGAGGAUAAAAAAAGAGAAGUUGGACCCUGUGUUUGAUAAUGGUGAGUAACACUAACUAGCUUCCAUAUCAAGCACUCCUUUUCAACACUGGUAAUCUAAAACAAGUUCACAGUACAACUAUUGCAAAACUUAUAAAUAUAUGAAACACAAAAAACUAUUUGCAUGGCAUAGAGCAAUACAGAGUUUCUUGACAGAUUUGUGUGAAUUUCAAAUUCUACGCUGCAAAUUGAACGGAUUAUCUAAGUCAGUUGUGUUUUAGUUUGGAUAUUUUGGAAAUUUGAAGUUUACAACUGAGUGAAUAAUUCUGAUGGUUUCAAAACAAAAUACUAAUUCAGGUAAAUAUCAGUAAGACAUUUUAGCGCUUACAAGCAGUAAGCAACAGUUUUCCUAGUAUCUCAUCCAUGUUACCAGCUAGCAGCCAUAUUUAGCAACCUUUCUUCUCCUCUGUUGCAUUCAAUAGUAGGCAUAUGCAUGUAUAUUGUGUUUUCUGUGUAUUUUUUUUUUUCUUUCUGUUUGUGAUUUAUCAAAUGGAUUUUUACCGUGAGCAAGAAUUGAGUCUUUUCCACAAUUUUAAAACCAUUGUAGAUCUAAUUGACUUGGUCUGUAAUAAUAAUUCACAUGUGAAUAUCAAAACGAAAAUAAAAAGAUAAUUUACUGUUUUUUUUUCUUUUGAUUUUAUGAAAUCUCCUUUAGCUGCUGGUGUCAAAUCUGCUUCUGGAGAUUCUUCACUGAGUAUUGAAGAGACCAAGUGAGUAUGGAUUGGGGAAUAUACAUGUAACCAUACUACCCAUUCAAGCAAAUGGGAUAUAUGCUACCUACCUUCACGCAACCUCCCAUUUAAAAUCAGCUAAGUGUGCUGAAGCCUGUGAUUUUAAAGAGGAACUGUCCUAUUUAGCAAAUAAGUGUUUGAGGUCUAAAAAUUUUAAGAGUUACUGCCGCAUCUCUGGAAUAAAACAAUGAAAUUCACUAAUAGUGUUAUCCUUUUUAAGACCUCCUUUUUUUUUUGUUGUUGAAAUUUUAUAUUAAAAAAUUAUCAAAUUACACUAUACACCGAUCAUCCACAACAUUAAAAUCACUGACUGGUAAAGUGAAAAUAUUGAUCAUAUUGUUACAGCGGCACCUUUCAACGAGUGGGCUAUAUUAGGCAGAAAGUGAGCAGUCACUUUUGUGUUGGAAACUAAAAAUGGGCAAGCGAAAAGAUCUGAGUAACUUUGACAAGGGUCAAAUAGUAAUGGCUAGGCGACUGGGUUAGGGCAUCUCCAAAGCAGCAAGUCUUGUGGGGUGUUCCUGGUAUGCAGUGGUUAGUACCUACCAUAAGUGGUGCAAGGAAGGAUAAGUGAACCGGCGUCAGGACCAUGGACGCCCUAUACUUAAUAGUUCACGUGGGGAGCGAAGGCUCGUCCAUCUGGUUUGAUUACACAGAAGAGUUACUGUAGCUCAGAUUGCUGAAAAACAUAAUGCUGGCCAUGAUAGAAAUGUGUCAGCACAUAGAGGUGCAUCACAGUUUGUUGAUUAUGGGUUUGCUUAGCUGCAGACUGGUCUGAGUGCCCAUGAUGACCCCUAUCCACCUCCAAAAUUGCCUUCAAUAAGGACGAAAACUUCAAACUGGACUAUGGAGCAAUGGAAGAAGGUUGCCUGGUCUGAUAAAUCAUGUUUUCUUUUAGAUCAGGUUGAUGGCUGGAUGCAUGUGCCUUGUUUUCCAAAGGCAGCAGGAUGCACAAUGGGAAGAAAGCAAGCCAGUGGAGGCAAUGUUAUGUUCUGCCGGGAAAGCAUGGUUCCUGGUAUUCAUGUGGAUGUUACUUUGACACAUGUCAACUACAUAGAGCUUGUUGCACACCAUAUUUGCCCUUUCAUGGCCUCUUGCAGCAGGAUAAAGCAGCCUACUAUACUGCAAAAAAUUUUCAGAAAUGGUUUGAGGUUCAGGAUGGUAUUCCUAUCAAUCAAUGUAAACACUGUAUUUUCUCUGAAAAUACAGUGUUUACAUUAGAUUGGCUGCAGGGAGCUAUAGAUAUCACCUGAACAACUACAUUAAGCUGUAGCUGUUCAUGUGAAUAUAUAGUGUCCCUUUAACAUUUUCAGACCUCACGAAUACACAUGUUACAUAUAGGGAUAAGUAAACCUGAUAUUACAAAAAAAACAACCCAAAAAAACCUUGAACUGCAAGUUCCUUUUAAAAAGUAGAAAUCCACACAUCUAUCCUGGAACCAGGCACCUCCAUCUAGGCUCAAUUUCCAUCGUUGUUCUAAAUGUGCCAUUGAACACCGUAGAAGAGGAAAAGCCAAAACAAUGCUUGUUAUCCUCCUCCUUUUCAUUAUGUGCCCUAGCUGUACUUGGACUCGACUGUUUUUAGAUGUCCCUUGUUAAAUCUAUUAUAUAUUUUCAGUGUUUUUAUUUUAGUUUUUUUUUUUUUUUUUUAUAUCCUUUAUUUAUAUCCUUCAUCUGGUGAGUGCAGUGCUAAUAGCACCAGGUCAUAGUAUACCAUACAUUUCUUCACCUGUAUUUUCAGUGUUUUAGUCUUUGGUGUAUUUUCCAGAGUAGGGAUCGUUCUGCUUUAAAGGGAAUAAUCACUCGUGUUGCAAACCCGCAAAUGGAUUCUAUAGUGUAAGGAAUACAAAGUUGUAUUCCUUACACUAAAGUUCCCUCUGGCCCCUCCACCCUAGUGGCUGGCUGGCUGACCGACUCUAGAGGCAGUCUUAGUCCUGAAAUGUAAUUGCGGUUUCUCAAGGACAAGGACAUUGCACCCAGACCACCUCAAAGUGGUAUGGGUGCCUAUAGUGUCCCUUUUAAGUGCUUGCAUGAUUUCAGAGACUGGAUGUAUAACAUGUUUUCUUUUAUAUGAGCACUGAAUCCUAGCACUGCAUUUCCUGACAAAGCUGUUGGGUUGUAUGUCUGCAGUAGGGCUGGCUCAAGACAUUUUGCUGCCUGCUUCCGAGAGCAAAGUGCUGCCCCAACACUGCUUGCGCGAAAUACAUCAUCAUAAACUAUAACAUUUAAACAGAACUUAUUCACUAAUCGCGUAUAAAUAUAGGUAAUUAUCCACGCACGAUAUAAUUACCAACAAAUGCACCUACCUAACAAUACAUGUGCACAUGCAUACACAGAUCUCUUAUUUCUUUUGUUUUUGUUUUUUUCAGCAAACUUCGUGCAAAACUUGGCUUAAAACCCCUGGAAAUGAACACUGUCAAAAAUGGUGAGUUUACAAUUGUCCUUAAUUGAUCAUAUUUAUUUUUCUUUUCAAAAGUAAUUUGGCAUUAUAACCUCUUAUUGUAUUCUAUUACUGGCUUUGCAGUUUGUUCUCUCUCUCUGUAUAGGACUUUAAAGCUGAAUUGCUGAAUUUGUAGCUCUGCCUCUCAGCUCUGUCAAAGAGCUGGAAAUAAACUUCCUGCCUCUCAUACCACUGAGAUGGUACAUCAGCACACAAUGUAUGCUGACAUAGGUGGACUUGCGAGGGCUUGCAUCUGAGGAGCAACGCCUGCAAGUGUAAUCAAUUUCGCUGUUAUGAAUAGUAUAGCGCGUGGCCCUUGCUCAACACUAGCACUAAUUAUCAUUGAGCUAAUUCAGUGCUUCUUUAUGGGAGCUUUUUCGCUGGUUGCAUGCACAAUAGCUGGUCAUGUACAAUGAUCAGGCUGUAGGAAGUAUAACAUUAAAGUGAUACUCUAAGCUCGAAAACAGUUUUAGCCUGUUGAAUCAUGCUCCUGCAGUCACUGCUCUAUUGUGUAUAGAUCAUGCUCCUGCAGUCACUGCUCUAUUUUCUGCCAUUUUAGUGUUAAUCCUUACAUGCCGGCACUCGUGUAUUCAUGAUUGCAAUGGUAUGCAGUUAUACCCUGCUAUUUUAUCUAUUGCAAAUGAACUUAAUUUAUAGAAGAGCUAGCGGUAACAUUGCUGGAUUCCUCUGCAGCUGCAUUGGCCGGUGGGGAGAUCCCCAUGCACCUUUCCACAUUUGGUCUUCUCAGAAUAAAGUACAGCUGAUGCAAUACCACCCUCAUUGGCCGAGGGUGCUUGGCUGAUUCUCUUAGCCAUUGAGCGUGGUCCUGCAAAGCACUGCUUUGCUCUAUGGAGCAAUCCACUACUACCACAAGAGGACAUAGUCCUUAAUUAGAGGGGCAAAAGUUAAAAAAUAUCAGGAAGUAUUUAUUUAUUUACUGAGAGGGUAGUGGAUGCAUGGAAUCGCGUUCCAGCUGAAGUGGUAGAUGUUAACACAGUGAAGGUGUUUAAGCAUGUGUGGGAUAGGUAUAAGGCUAUCCUAGCUAUAAGAUAAAGCCAGGGACUAAUGAAAGUAUUUAGAAUAUUGGGCAGACUAGAUGGGACGAAUGGUUCUUAUCUGCCGUCACAUUCUAUAUUUCUAUCCAGACUUCUGCAGGAGAAGGCUAGAAUGCAGAGGAUAUGGUCCGCAGAUAAUUUGCCAAGCAAUACUAAUACAGUUUGUCUGCUUACUGUAGGUUGGCGCGGGGGCUCUUGUGGGACCAUAACUACUACAGUGGGCCUUUAAAACAAAGCCCAAUGUAUUGGUUCUGGUGUCUAUAGCCUGUCCCCGCAGGCUUUCACUGUAAUUGCUGCAUAUGUAAAAGGCAAUAUUUGCAUUGGUGUUUAGUAACACCUCUAAUGAGAGUCACUCAGAUGGCCACUAUAGGUCUUCCUAGUCCAGUGCUGUAAAUUGUUCAGCACUGGUCUUUAGGGAAUCUGCAUGCUCACAAUGAAGAUGCUUUGAUUCAAUGCAUCUGAGGAGAUGCUGAUUUUCACAGUGCAGCGAAUUGCCGUGUCAGGAAUACGUGUUUGUAUUCCUGACCCUUUAGCGUUACUUUUAAUAGUUCUGGUACUUGGAGUCUUUAUUUAAAUAACAUAGAGGUAAUAGCAGUGCCAGUUAGAUGUUUUGUGUAUUCAUUUUUUUUUUUCCUGAACUUGCAGAAACUGGCAGUAAAGAAGACCCUGUAGCUGCUGCAGUUAUUAAUCCAUUAAUUCUCCGACAGCAGCAGGAGCUAAGAGAGAAGUUAGCAGCCGCAAAAGAGAAGAGGUUGCUGAACCAGAAGUUGGGGUAAAGAAGUGUUCUUGUAUAGUUUUCAAAUAUUUUGCAAUUAUUUUGUUGGCAUUGAAGAAAAUCUCUGUUCUAUUUUAUGCAUUUUACUUCAUAUAUUUUACCUUUUUUUUUGUUUGUACCUUUCCCCUCCCAUUUACAGCAAAAUUAAAUCACUAGGAGACGAUGAGCUGUGGUUGGAUGAUACCGCUGCUUGGAUUGAGCGAAGCAGAAAACUUCAGCUAGAAAAGGAUAAGGCUGAAAAGAGGGUGCGUGCCUUGAUCUGUCCGCAUGUUGAGAAUUUUUUUUAAUGAAUUUUUAAGUAACAUUUUUAACCUGACUGACUGGUAACAAUAUAGACUUGAUACAUUUGUGACAAUAAUUAGUUUUUCAUUAUUAAUGUGUGAAUCUUGAGACGUUUCAAGAAUUGAAUAUCUGCUAAGUAGUGGAAAGAUCUUUAAAACCCCUUACCACAUGUAUUUAUCAGUAUAGAAUUUGACAUUAUGUGAUUUAAAGUAAUUCCUAUCAUAUAUCUACUUCCCCCACAGGCAAAACUUCUUGCAGAAAUGGAUGAAGAGUUUGGGGUGUCCAAUCUUGUAGAGGAAGAAUUUGGUCAAAAGAAGGUUUGUGGGUCAUAAUGUUUGUUAAAUAUGGAUAAUGAAUCCCCUUCUGUAAUAUAUCUUCCGUUAUAAUUCACAAUCUUUUCAGAAGUGACUUGCUCCCAGUUAUACAUUCUUUUCUCCCCUUAACAGCAUUACACCUCCCAGGAUUUGCAAGGCCUGACUGUAGAGCAUAAAAUCGAGUCAUUCACUGAAGGAAAGACUGUAAUUCUCACACUUAAAGAUAAAGGUAGGAUCUGUAGUCCCUGAUGUUCAUCAUAAUGGAGGAAUCUAAUAAUUGAUCUUAUGGUUGCUAAAGAUUUUGGUAAACUGUUUGUAUGAGCCAUUAAAUAUUUAUAAAGUUUAGCUAUAUAAUAUGCAAUGAUUAUACAUGUGCCCUUUUAUAAUAAUUGUUUGUUCCAUAGCUAUCUUAGAUGAAGAUGAAUCUGAUGUGUUGGUGAAUGUGAAUAUGGUGGACAAAGAGAAAGCAGAUAAAAAUGUGGAGCUGAAGAAGAAAAAGCCUGAUUACAAACCAUAUGAAGAGGAGGAGAGUGUAGAAGACAUGGCCAUUGUAAGUCUCUCAUAUUUGAAGUCUGACUGAGGUUCCCUUCGACUCAUGUCACCUUGAGAAAUCAGACCAAUACCAUGCUCUUAUGCUUUUGUAUGUCUUUUAAAUUUUAGUUACGACACAAAUCCGUGCUGUCUAAGUAUGAUGAGGAGAUUGAGGGUGAGAAAAAGAAAUCUUUUCGCUUGGAGUCUGGAGGAUUGGCAGAUGGGUCUUGGGAAAAGGAACUGCAAAAUAUUCGUGAAUCCUUACAUAAACAGGCACAAACACUUGAGUUGCCAGGAUUAAAGAUCGCAUCUGAAUAUUUCUCACCAGAGGAAAUGGUAAGACCAUCGGACGAAGUGUAAACUUGAACUACCAGCAGAGAGAGAGAGUGUGUGUGUUUUAAAAUACAAGUGCAGAAAUUGUAGAGAACUUGAUUUGUGUGAGGCUGUUGGUCUUUUUUUAGAAGUAUAAUUUAACUGGAGUUUUUUCACAUUAUAGACUUUGCCUUUUUGAUUUGUAACUACCAUUUCAGUGAGUGUGUUUCACCUUUUCCUAUUUUUGUUGUUCCAAGGUUUCAUUUAAAAAAACAAAGCGCAAAGUGAAAAAGAUAAGAAAAAAAGAGAAGUCUGUUCGAGUUGAGGACAUCCUUGUGAUGGGGAGUAGUACACGAGAAAAUGAUUAUGGAUCCAGGUAAGCAACUCUCAGUGCUAAAUGUUGGCAACAUUAAAAGUGGUAUUAGAUAAUUUAUCAUCUUAAACAGAUUGAUGGGGCUGCACUUUUGAAGGUUAGAUUUCUAUUAAUAUUCUGCCAUUUUUAAAAUAAAAUAAAAAACACUGAUCCGUGUCCCAUAAAUGCUUUUCUUAGAAAAGCUUUGACAUUGCAUAGUAUACAAGCUGCAAUUGCCUCAAAAUACAAAUCCAGUACUCCUCUUCAAGAAACAUUGAAUACAGAUCUUCUCAUGGAGAAGCACUGGAGACACAGCAGGCAUUUGCAAUCAGAAGCCGGACAUUAAUUUACUUUGUUAUUGAAUCUAUUUCUGUCGGAGCAACCUAGUGAUUGUGUAACAGCCACUAAUGAUGUGGUCAUUGUACACUGUAAAAGGUUCCAUUUCUCAGAAACAGCACUGUUUAUAUGUGCAAAGCAGCAGCAGCAGCAGCAUCUAUGCUCCAAUUUUAUUUAAUUGGUUGGAUAGCAAUUUAGAAUGAAGAAAGAUUCAGGUCCAUCAAGUUCAGCCUUUUUAAAAUAUCCCUAUAAUUGCUGUUGAACCAAAAGAAGGGAAAAAGAUCCCAGUUUGAAGCAAUUUCCAAUUUUGUCAUAAAAUUAAGAUUGAAGGGAAAUUUGGACUUAGUGUCCAUUUAAGUAAGAUGUGUUUUUUUUAGUUUUUUGUUUUUUUAAAUGAUUUUCAUAUUUAUUUUGCUAGGGUUCGUGGACGUGGCCGAAGGCGCGUGGAGCAGUCAGAUGAGGAACACGAGGUGGAGCUACCUGAAUUAGUGCCACGGUCUGAUGAUAUUAGAGUGGAAAGUAUGGAUAUAAGCGACCAAGGUAAGACAGCCAACAUCCGAAGCAUUACAGCGAGGUGUCAUUACUUUUUUUAUUUUGGUCUUCGACGUUUUAAAGGACCACAUCUUAAUGAAGUGUCCCAAGUGCUGUUGUCCUUUAGGUUUAACUCUGCAAUGUAAAACAUUGCAGUUUUUUUUAGAGACUGCAAUAUUUACAUUGGAUUAUAUCCUCCUCUAGUGGCUGCCAUACUGACAGCCUCUGAAUGCGCUUCUCUAUCACUUAACUGGAGCCCCUAUAGGAGCAUUGGUUGGACUGACUCCAGAGGAGAUAUCUAUCCGUAUAGAUAGGGACAGAAAAACUGAAGUGUUAGAAAUACACAUUAUUAUUCCUAGUGCUUUAGUGUACCUUUUAAGUUACGAUACGUAAUAGAGCUUUUAUUAGUAUUGAUUUUCUAAUGUCUGAUGAUUAGUGUGUGCAUAUAUCUUUUACUUACCUUCCACUGACUUUUUUUUUUUUUUUUUUUUUUUUUUUUUUUUUUAACUCACAGAAGAUGGAGGGUCUCCUGUUGUUUUAGAAGAAGAUGAACUGGAGAUAGAGUUGCAGAAACAGCUAGACAAAAGCAGGAGAUUGAAACAGAUCCAGCAGCAGAAGGACAGCAGUGAGAAGGUGAACAUUUGUUCAACUCCAAUGGCCACUCCUCAUAUGGCUACUAGAGGUGCUUCUUGUGGCAGUGACAUACAGUGUGCAGCACUGGCAUCCAGUGUCUCCACACUCUGCAUGGAGACACUGAACUUUCCUUGUAGAGAUGUACUGAUUUUUCUAUGAGAAGAUGCUGAUUUGGCCUGAGCAGCAUUUGGCUUCACCCCUAACCCACCUCUUUGGCUGAGAUCAUCAGAAUUGACAAUAUCAGCCAAUCCAAUGCUUUCAUAUUGGAAAGAAUUGUGAUUGGCUGAGAUCCCUUCUGAUGAUGUCAGUCAAGGAGGGAGAUCAGGGAUGGAGCCAGCAUCAGCAGACUGGAAUAUAAGUUAGAUUUUACUGUAUUCAGCGGGCUAGAUACGUUUUGUGUUCCUGAUCCUAUAAUGUUCAUUUAAGCUUUGCGCUUUGUAAAAUAUUAUGCCCUCUUUAGUAAAAAGUCGUCCUUUUUAAAUAUUUGUAUACCUAAAAACGUAAGGUAAAUUAAAUAAGUAAAAACAAGGAGAUGUAGAUAGACAAAAAAUAAUUAGUAUAAAACAAAACCUGCAACAUGACAAAUUCUUGUAGGUUCCAAUUUAACCUCCCUUUGAUUGGCUUUUUUUUUCUCAAGUCACAACGUCUGAUAUUUUGUUUGCAUUUUCCUCUUAGAUUGUGACUUUGGUGAAGAAGUUGGACACUCCAACAGGUCAAGAAAUAGAUGAGGAUGAUGAUGACAAGAAAGGAUCUAUUGUGUUUAAUGCAACAUCUGAGUUCUGCAGAACACUUGGUGAAAUUCCGACAUAUGGCCUUGCAGGAAACAGGGAGGAUCAAGAGGAUUUGAUGGUGUGUACAGGUUGAUCAAGUAUAGGCACUUGGCUCACUUGUGAUUGUUACCAUGUAAGCGGUGAGUUCUACACGAUCUUAUCUUCUGUCAGUCAUCACAUUGUCUUUUUGCUCCUCAGGACUUUGAGAAGGAUGAGGAGGAGUCUGGAAAUGAGGGUGGAGAUUCUGAUGGGGAUGAAAACCUUGGCUGGAGCAUGGUGAACCUUGAUGAGGAAAAGAACCAACAAGAUGUAAGUCGUAUUUAAUUGUUUUAAUGAUCAAUUAGAACGUUGAUUUUUGGACAACUUUUGUGUACAGUGUAAAGUCAUGUAAAAGGCGUGACUGUGAAUCUAUUGGAUCAUGUCACAUCUGCCAGUCACAGACUUUCAACACAAAUCACUCUAUUGUUAGUCACUCUACAGCCACACUCCACCACCAUAACAAAACUAUCUCAAUUAUAUUCUUGCCUUUACUGCCUUCCCAUGCAGCAGCUUCACUAAUUGGGAAGGAUUGGCUGGACAGUUGUGGUAGACUGAGAGCGUAACCUUCCACGGUAUUAUUAUUUUUUUAUUCUGCUGAAACGUCAAUUCUAAUUUCCCCUCUCACUUUCAGUAUUCAGCCUCUUCCACUACCAUCUUGGAUGAAGAGCCAAUUGUGAACCGAGGUCUUGCUGCUGCUUUACAUUUGUGUCAAAAUAAAGGUAAACAUAAUUCCAAUGUUAAUUCUGCUUAAUUUAAUACCUGUGUAAUGCAUGGAGUAAAUGUCAAUUUUGUGAGAAUUGCAGCAGUUUCAGACCGUUGCAAGCUCAGUGAGCACCAGGGCACAAAUUACCCAUACCAUGAAUGCAUUGUGAUGUGUUUUUUUCUUUUUUUUUUUUAAUUCUUUAUUUUAGUGUGCAAUAAAAGAAUAACAUACAAGCUCACAUAGCCACGACAGCAUCCGCGGGCUUAUUAUGGUCAAACAUUUGCAUAUAUUGCCAUGACAUUUGAAACAAUUGCACUUUUUUUUUUAGUGUAAAGAAACAGGCUGAAUUAUAGAUUGUAUUGUAAGACUUAGAAAAAUACAGACUAGAGACCCUACGUUAGUAAAAGGUAGAGUAUACAAGCUUAAAACAGGGAUUUAUAUGACGAGUAUUUUACAAGGAGAGUGAAACAGAUGUCUUUUCUACGAGUUUAACCUCUAGGGGGCCCCCCAUUUAGCUAGGAACAUGUUCCCAGCGGGAGAUAGGAAAAUAUGGACAUGCUGACAGUGGAGUCAAAUGCGUGGCAUUGCCAGAAGGGAGACCUGAUCUCAGCUGUGAUUUUUAAAUCUAUGCGUUGUGUGGUUGCAUAACUAAUAACCUGCACGGCUAGGCAGUGCAAUAUGAGUUUAGUUGUUCCCAGUUCAAUGAAAAAGACAUGUUUAGAUAUAGAACUAUAAAUAAACUUCAAAAUAUUUAUACCACUGGGCCCAAGGAUACAACAAUAGAACGAACAAGCUGGCCCCGCCACAGUAGCUGUUGCAGGCCGACACUCUGACGGGAUUUAACAGUCGCAUGGCAUAGAAAAUCAGUGCUUAUUUUAUGUUAAUUUUCAGAGUAUGGGACAGGUUGAGAGAUGGACAGGCUUUCAUAAUGUAACUUACUGAUAGCUUAAUUGUAUGCUUGCCUGCUUAAGGACAUGUUAGAUUAACCUAUGCGAGAGUAAUCAGGUAUUAAGUGGCAUAGAGGUAUGCAUUAAACCUUCCACAAGAGUGAUAGCAAUCGGUGCACAGUGGGAUGUACAGUUGAAGAUCGUGUGUUAUAUGAUAUUGUUGACAUCUCCGUGUAUGGUUAUGGCAGGUUGGAUUUAGCAGGCAAGGUACAUUUCCUAAGUACACAUUAGCAUAGUAUGAAUUAUGUUCUGGUUGUCGGCUAUAUUGGCAUACCACGCUAUUAAAUGCAAAGCAAGCCUGCCCUAACUAUCUCAGGCAUACAAGUAAAGUCUGUAUUGGUGCUGCAGUUAGGUUUGGAUCUUUAGGCUUAUAGGCAUAGGACUAGGUAAGCUAGGGACUGUUCCUUGACAAUAGUGAUCGUGGGUCUUACUUACGUAGGACCUGCUGGGCUAGUGAUAGACAUGUUAUAGUGUACCUACAUAGGCUGCGGGGCUCAGAAGGACAAGAAGCAGCGCUAAGCCAUGCUUAUGAUUAAAGUAUCAUUGCUUCAUAAACUAACAUUGCAAAUGAGCUUAACCGGCAAUCUGUGUGUGCUUUCGCCGUAAGUAAUUGUAAAAGUGUACGUCAGAAUUUACUAGUCAAUGAGGAGCAGGAGUCCACCACUUUCAAUAUGGUCUGCAAUGUCCUCCGUGCCAGCAGCCUUGCCGCGGUAUGCCAUCAGGCACCUCAGGUCUUCGCCUUUCUUCACCCAAUACCCUGUCUGUGGGGAGGUCGCUUGCCGUGCAGCCGCUCGGUCUCUUGCUUUGUGGCCUUGGUCACAGGGAGCUGGGUCGUGUUGUGCCGAGCAGAGGGGAGCUGGCUUGGAGAGGCCUUUGUUGGUGCCGCUGGUAGGUAGGGCUCAGUUUUGUGUAGUAGCCAGUGUGUACCUGUUUCUCGGAGACAUCGUGCUUGAGAGGGAGCGCCGGUGCCCGAGGGAUAUGUCGCCUUUUCCCGCCAUCUCGUUUUACGGUACGCGAUGUGUCGGCCUUUGGUUGUUAGGACCACUGAAUGAGGAGUAGAUUGGGCCUUGAUUCUGGGCUUGUGCAUGUGAGUUUCGGCUCUCGAGGGACCCGGCACUGUCUCUCGCCCCUCCGAGCUUCGGCUCUGAUGCUGUCUGGAGGCCGCUCCGGCUCUGCGAGGGGAGUUCCAUUGUAAGAUGCGUCGGGUGGUCGGGCGUAUCCACGCUGCCACCUCCCUCAUCGCCAGCCUGUAGGGUUGUCUCCGGGCUUUAAGUUGUGCCCAGAAAUAGGUGCGUAGCCGGUCAAUGAAAACCCUUGUGUGCUUGGGUGGCUUGAUGCAUGUGUGCUGGGUCCCAGCCCUCGUCCGCGCCGCCAUCUUGGCUGGGCCUAUGAGGUCCCGUUUGAGUGAAGGUUUUGUCGCUUGAUCGGGUGUACAUGUGGGGGUAAUCGUCCCCAGCGAGGACCGGGAUGUCCCCCACCAGUCCAGAGGGGGGGGGGGGUAGCAGAGCUGUAAUGGGCUUAGGAGCGUGUCCCGUGCCAGGAGAUCGGCCGCCUCCCCCGGUCCUCAGGCUCCGCUCUAGUAUAGACCGCAUGUUCAGUUUCAGUUUUUCCGCGGCGCACUGGUGCCGGACAGAAAUCAUUUUGUUCCUGAUGCCAUUGUGCGUCUUGUACCGGUCCCUGUUUGCCGCUAAUGCUUGUAUAUCGGUUGGUAUCUUUACUCUUUUGUCCAGUGCUGCAGGAGCUCAUAAAAUGUGCAACCGGCCAUGUUAGCUUUCAGGCCCUGCCCCCACUGUGAUGUCUUUUUGCUGGACAUUUUCCAAACAAGGUUUUCAAAAUAGACCUUUCAGGAAAUGACGUACGAUACAGAGCCACUAACUGGGAACGACAGUGCUUUGUUUUUUUUUGUAUGCCUAAAUCUUUAUAGUUUUUGAACACACAAAAAAUGUAAAUGUUUUGCAUAAUGCUGCACCUUAAUUUUUCCUCUUAAUCACACCCCUUAUGCCAGAAAAACUUUUUUUGUCAAAUCUAUGUACAUAGUUUCAGCCCCAACAGCGCUGAGUGGGCUACUUUUAAUGCACACUUGGCUGCAGACAGUCAGAGAAACUACAAACAGGUAGUCAUAUCUUUACUAUAUGUCUCCUUGGGUGUCCUCUCCUUCUAAUGCAGGUUGUUUGUAGUUCAAAUCAUGCAGUACUGUUUAUGGACCGAGUCUUGUGCAUAUAUUUAAUAAGGAAGUAUUUUUCUGAAGUGGGGCGGAAGAUGGGGAGGGGGCGGGCAAAGAGGCAGGCUUAUGGUGGCGCAGUCUGGGGAAUUUUUUUAAUUGGUUUUUCAAAAUAUAGAUACAGUAAAGAAAAACAAAUAGAUAUUUGAUAGUCGUCUGAUUACAAACAGCAGAGCAAGAGGUUAUAUAAAAAUAGCUUCUGGAAAUGCAGGUGGAUAAUUAUGUACCUCAACGCAUCAUUAAAGCUAACUGUACGUUGUAUGUGUACUGCGUUUGGCACCGGGCGGGGUACGGUCAGCCCCUGUGGCUUGUUUUCCUAGUUUGUCCGUAGCCCAGUAUCAUGCGGGCAUCUGUAUGCUGCUUUUAACCCUUCGUUCACUAGAACAUAAGUAAUAAGUCCAAGUUUGCCAUGUAUCUUCAUAUUUGUCCAGUUACCUGCCUACCAUCGCAACCUCUUCCUCCACGUGCUGUAUCUCCUUGACCCUCCCCAGCCACUCCUGCUAAGUCAAGGUUCCUUGAGGUGCCAGUGCAUCGAGAUUUAGCGACCAGGCUGCUAUGAGCAAGUGCUGCGAGAGAGUCUUCUUGUAUUCUGAGAUUUAUAAGUUUGAUUUAUUCAGUAACCUCUCCACUGGGUUGAAUGUUAUGUCUUCGUCCGCUAACCGUGUCAGGGUGUCAAAGAUCUUCUUCCAAUAGGGGACUAGGCGUGGGCACUCCCAAAAGAUAUGAAUGAGUACCCACUGCAGCCCCGCAUCUCCAGCAGGUGUCAGCUGCUUCUGGGAAGUAUUUGUGAAUUUUCUGCGGUGUGUCAUACAAAUGGGUGAGUAUCUUAUAGUUUAUCUCUUGGUAUUUCGUUCAGCGAAAGCUGAGGUGCAUGAGUUAUUUGGGUCCAUUCUUGAUUGGAGAAUGUUGUUUGGAGAGAUUUUUCCCACGCAUUCUGAAACGUUGAGGGAGGGCAUUCUGUCUUCCGAUAACAGAAAAUACAGCACAGAGAUGCUGCUGUGUAGAACCGUCUGUUUUGAGCAAAUGUCCUCAAUGGAUACAAAGGCUACCGAGGCUUGAAAAUGGCACAGUUAAUGGUAUGUGAAAGGACACCCACAGCUUUGGAGUCUAUUGCCCACCAGUGUUUGUAAGGGAAGUAGCUUAGUUCCCUGACAUAGGUCUGCGAGUUGGAUAUAGAAGCCCCUACCCAAGAAGUUGUGUUCCCUUGCCCUGGCCUGCUGGGAAUUCUGGAUUGUUCGAAGCUUGGCUGUUGUGAGGGCAAGUUUGAACCGAAUUUGGUUCCAGGGUUUCAAAGUCGCCCCUAUGAACGGCUGUUCAGUAAUUCAUCUCCUGGAUGCAACGUCAUAGAGCCAUACCACCGCUGGAACGCUCCCACCCGAGAUCUCCCGUUCCAGUGCAUGCCACAUUUUCUGGGAGUUUGCGUUGUACCAUUCCACUAUUCUUGCUAAAUGGGUCGCUCGGUAAUAACCCAGAAAUUAUGGUAGUCCCAGAUCUCAGUCUUGCAUAGGUCUCAUAAUUUGUGUCAUCCGAAACAGAGGUCUAUUGCCUUUCCAAAUGAAGGAUAUUAAUGCCGAGGUCAAUGAUUUGAAAAAGGCUGGCGGGAGGGCUAUCGGAAUUGUCUGAAACAUAUAGAGUAUCCUGGGUAGCACGUUCAUUUUGAUGACGUUGAUACGCCCGAUCCAGGAAAAGUGUGGGAUUGUCCAAGAUUUCAUGUCAGCCGUGAGGCGGGACAGCAAGGGCUGGAAGUUAAGUUGGUACAACAGUCAUAAGUCUCAGGGGUCUGGGAAAUUUUUUUAUAUUUUUCUUUUGUGCAAAUAACUAUAAAGAUUUGAUUCAUUUAUCUUAUUGUGUUUUAGCAUGCAUUUAGAAAUAGAUUUAAUUUUUUUAAUUUUGUCUUCCUCAUCAUCAUUGCCCCUGUUAUAUUCCUUAACCUAUUAAAAUGUGUUAAAUAUCUAUUCUAUAAUGCUCUCUCCUCCACAGGUCUGUUAGAAACAACUGUACAGAAGGUUGCCCGUAUAAAAACAUUUACCAAAUCACUUCCAUCUGCUGUCUACUGCAUAGAAGACAAAAUGUAAGUGACCGAUAUGGAGUACCUUGCUUAAAAAGUUGACUACAUUUUGGUUCUAGCUGUUUUUACAUAUUUUUAAUGCCUAUAACAAUACCAUCACUCUCCUUGUACAGGGCUAUAGAUGAUAAGUAUAGUAGAAGAGAGGAGUAUAGGGGGUUCACACAAGACUUCAAGGAGAAAGAAGGUUACCGGCCAGAUGUCAAGAUAGAAUAUGUAGAUGAAACUGGAAGGAAACUCUGUCCCAAGGAGGUGAGUUUUAACACUUUAUUUCCAUUAUUCUCACUUAUGAGAGUGUUGUUUAUUUUUUUUAAUUAUAAUUAUUCUUAUUUUUAUUUAUUUUGUUUGCCUCAGGCUUUUCGGCAAUUAUCUCAUCGAUUCCAUGGGAAAGGCUCUGGUAAAAUGAAGACUGAGAAACGCAUGAAGAAGCUUGAUGAGGAAGCGGUAAGUCAAAAGGGAUACGAUCAGAGUUGUCAAACUAGAAGAUGGGUGCAUGAUAAUCCAUUUCCUGUAUGGGCUUUGGUUGCAUCUGUGAGUUAAUUGUAUGUUAAUCUCCAGCCAAUACCAACUGAGUAUUAACUGCAUAACUCUGCUUACAGGGGCCUAGCAAUAUGUCUUGUAUACCCACAAGUUCUUAUACUGUAGUUAUACGGUUUAUUGGUAUUUUUUUUUGUUUGUUUUGGCCGAGACUGUGUUUAUUAUAGGACACAUGAUCAUUAAAUAUACUAUACUCUAAAAACAAACGAUAAUUACAUUUAGAGCUAAUGUUGAUGAGGGAUUAAUGGCUAUAGACAAAAUUUUCUGCUUGCUUUUGCUGGAUGUAUGUACUUAUAGCUAUCAUGUCUCCCCUGUACUUCCAGCUUCUGAAGAAGAUGAGCUCCAGUGACACACCUCUUGGUACUGUAGCAUUGCUACAGGAGAAGCAGAAAGCUCAGAAGACCCCAUAUAUUGUGCUCAGUGGAAGUGGAAAGAGUAUGACUGCGUAAGUAACAGAGUUCAAUAUACAUUAACUAGGUUACAUUUUGUGUAUUUCAUCUAUGUGCUAAGCACUUAAAAUUGUGAUAUAAUUGGGCGAAGGUGAUAAAUAUUGUUUGACAGACAGACACUUGGCCUCUCCUUUUAUGGUUUUGGGGUUCUUUUUUCCCCAUGAUAAGACAACAGGUUUAUUGAAGUGGGGGGAAAAAAACUGGUAUUGUGAGGUAAAGUGCUAAAUCGGGGUUGUAGUCGCCAUGGAAGUCAUUAGAAAACCUCUGUUGCACCCAAGGUAGUAAUUGUCUUACAUUGAUAAUUCACCCAUAAAUGCAUGCUUUUUCACAGUAGCAAAAACCUAAACUGUAGCACACUUGUAUUUUCUGCCUCUAGCAAGGAAAAGGUUUUAAAAAAGGUUACUGCUUGAUAUAUUUUGGGUAUGAAUUACCUUUUGUCACAUAAGCAGUUAAAAGGAGAACUAAACCAAGGCUUUGUAUUUCAUAUUUACUUAUUCCUAAUCAUAUAAUAUUUCCUAAUUAAUAUGUAUUUUUGCAAUCCGUCUUACCUCCCUGCCAAUCAUUGUUAUAAGCUCUAUUCUUUGCAUCUGGCAGUAAACAUAGACAAACCAUGCAGAGAAGUGGAGAAAUUAAAUGUUUCUAAGUCUUUUCUUCAUUUGCCUUGUCUAAACUGGAUUGUAAAGUUCUUAGCUACAUUUUUAAUGUAAGUUUAAAAUCGAGCCUCUCGUGGAAAAUAAAAAAGAUUAACACAUAAGUAAUUUUCAGUUGUUUAAAUUCCUGGGCAGCAACAGUUUCCUCUUUAAAAUACGUUAUAAAUGUCUUUUUACAUAAAAUGUAAUCCAAAUGCGCUUUUUUAUUUUUUUUUAUUUCCUCUUCCAGGAACACACUCAUUAAGUGAGGAGAGUAAAACGAUCAGGUUUUAAUAUUCUAUAUUCUGACUGAUGUACAUAUUCCUGGGAUAUCACCAGUACAUAAUCCAGUUUGGAAGCGAGGGGUUUUUAGACAUCUGAUCAGCGUCUUCAAGCCAUUGGAUGCCUUGAUUCUGGUCUACAUAUGUAGGCCUCUUGGCUUCAAAUUACAGAGCACCCACUGCAUUUGAAUUUUUUUUUUUUUUUUUUAAUAAAGGACAUUUAGAAGAUUUGUACAUUGCGUGUGCUGGAAUCCAGAAAUACUCCAAUGUAUUAUAAUUUUUUUUUUUUUUCCUAAGCUACACUUCACAAUUGUUUUCAAAUAUGUAAUAAAGACCUAUU